GUUACCAGAAUCCAAAUGGCUCUCUUGAAUAGACAAUUGGGUUUAUCCUUAACCCAUCUAAGCAGCGCAGUGAUCCAACGACACUUCAGUACCACUGGAGCAUGCCGAGCAAUACAGAAACUCACCCGUGUGCGAGUGGUGGACAACAGCGCCUUGGGGAACACACCGUACCACCGGCCACCAAAAUGUAUCCACGUGUAUAACAAGACCGGAGUUGGCAAACUAGGAGAUACAAUCCUUCUGGCUAUCAAAGGAGAAAAAAAGAAGGCUUUGAUUGUAGGGCACAAGAUGCCUGGGCCCCCCAUGACGCCUAGAUUUGAUUCCAACAAUGUGGUACUCAUAGAAGACAAUGGAAAUCCAAUAGGGACUAGGAUAAAAACACCAAUACCCUAUAUCCUGCGACAGAGAGAAGGAGAGUUCUCCAAAGUAUUGGCCAUUGCCCGCAACUUUGUGUGAAGGCUAAGAAGAUUUUCUGGCAAUCCUGCUUAUAUCCUUUCAUACAGGAGCUGUUCCUUGGUCCUUUUCUAGGAAAUGGUGAAAUGUGAAAAAGUUGAGGUUCAUCAAGAGUCUCUCUUCCUGUUUAAGAAUUACGAACAACUAGUUUAAAUAUUGUAAUACCAUGUUCUUCUCCAGACUAGGGUUGAUUUGUUUUGCAGAACUUCUGCAGUGUGUUGGGGAAAUGGUCCUUCACUCUUACUGCUCUGGUGAUGUUAAUUUGGUCUCUAAUCAUUAAAGUGAGAACAUGAAAAUCC
Messenger RNA from Phaethon lepturus (White-tailed tropicbird), 752 nucleotides. It is a transcript of the gene MRPL14, whose product is annotated as mitochondrial ribosomal protein L14. Gene Ontology annotation, cellular component: mitochondrion; ribosome. Lineage: Eukaryota; Metazoa; Chordata; Aves; Phaethontiformes; Phaethontidae. Gene Ontology annotation, molecular function: structural constituent of ribosome. The coding region runs from base 16 to 456 and encodes 146 amino acids. Gene Ontology annotation, biological process: translation. The record is from RefSeq and is a predicted model, not a curated record. The transcript has 2 exons.